AUGCAGCUCUGCCACCAAGCACAUCUCGGGCGACGGCUUCUGGUGCCGUCCCGCUCGUGCGUACGCACCUCCCCCACACCCCCUCCUCUGCUGUGGGGUGAGGAGGCAGGCGGGGCUGAGUUGAGUAGUUUCACGGUUGGGGGCCGAGGCCCCCAAUAUGAGACUGUCCUGCCCAAGGCCGCCCAGCAGCAGAACCCAGCACCAGCCAGAGACGAGCAGCAGGCACAGGAGCUGCCCAGCAACCCAUUCGGUUCCCCGGCCUUGGAAGUGGUGCCCAUGGCGUCCCCCCGAACCCUGCUCUCCUGCCUGCUGUUCCUGGUGAUCGCUGAAGGCUGGGGUCAGCGGGCGGCCGUCCCGGGCUGCCACUUGCACCCCUUCAAUGUGACAGUGCGAAGUGACCGCCAAGGCACCUGCCAGGGCUCCCACGUGGCACAGGCUUGUGUGGGCCACUGCGAGUCCAGCGCCUUCCCUUCCCGGUACUCCGUGCUGGUGGCCAGCGGCUAUCGACACAACGUCACCUCCGUCUCUCGGUGCUGCACCAUCAGCAGCCUGAGGAAGGUGAAGGUGCAGCUGCAGUGUGGGGGGGCCCGGAGGGAGGAGCUGGAGAUCUUCACGGCCAGGGCCUGCCAGUGUGACAUGUGUCGCCUCUCACGCUUCUAGCCCACCCCUGCCCCUCCCCUCCCCGCUUGGUCAGAGGGACCGAGUCGGUGGAGGACUUCCCAUCUGUCCUCAGCCUUGUUGGGGACAGCAGCUUCCACCCUUGUAAGGUUCUGUGGCUGUCACCUCCUGAAAAGAGGGGCACU
Molecule: messenger RNA, 803 nt
Organism: Phyllostomus hastatus (greater spear-nosed bat)
Lineage: Eukaryota; Metazoa; Chordata; Mammalia; Chiroptera; Phyllostomidae
Gene: GPHA2
Product: glycoprotein hormone subunit alpha 2
Exons: 6
Coding region: 1-660 (219 amino acids)
Biological process (GO): cell surface receptor signaling pathway
Cellular component (GO): extracellular region
Molecular function (GO): hormone receptor binding; hormone activity
Source: RefSeq, a predicted model, not a curated record